Molecule: messenger RNA, 460 nt
Organism: Helianthus annuus (common sunflower)
Lineage: Eukaryota; Viridiplantae; Streptophyta; Magnoliopsida; Asterales; Asteraceae
Product: monothiol glutaredoxin-S2
Exons: 1
Coding region: 34-342 (102 amino acids)
Source: RefSeq, a predicted model, not a curated record
UCAUACAACAUUUAGCUUCUACAACUCCGGGAUAUGGCUAUGGUUACAUCAUUGGUGAACGAAAGGCCUGUGGUUAUAUUUAGCAAAAGCUCUUGCUGUAUGUGCCACACCAUUAAGACACUGAUCAGCAAUUUUGGUGCAAAUCCUACCGUUUAUGAGUUAGAUGAACAUCCAGAUGGGAAACAGUUAGAGAAGGAAUUAAGAGGGCUAGGGUGCAAGCCAAGUGUACCAGCUGUAUUCAUAGGAGAGAAGCUGAUUGGCGGUGCUAAUGAAAUAAUGAGCCUUCAUCUUAAGGGUCAACUGGUACAGUUGCUCCUCAAGGCUAAUGCUAUAUGGGUUUAGUUGAACAUAGACAAGCCUAAGUAUGAAAAGCAGUUUGAUGACUUUCUAAUGUUAGAAUAUAACAAGUACGUUUUUCAGUAAACUGAUGUGCUAACUUCCAUUUGUAACUUAUCUAGUU